CCCAUCUAUUUGUCCAGCAGGUUCUUCGUUCUACAAAGUCACACUUUCACCUCCCUUCCCGUAGCUCUAAAGUACCUGGUUACAUCUUUCUCAUUAUACUAACUAUAGCUUCUAUUCAAGGACAAAGGUUGAAUAAUACGCUAAGGUUACUUAAUCAAUCUUAUACAUAUUCUCCGAAUUUCCAUUUCAUUUCCUCAUGUAGUAUUUUCUCGUUUUACCUCAACCGAUAUACUACCUCCGACCAACCCGUGCCGACGGCGAUUCAGAUUAUCCGGGAGCUGGCCACGUCCUCCGAACUGACGAGUACUUCGGGCGUGUAUAUAUAUGGGACGGGUUAGAAUGCAACGCUCUCCCGUCACUCACAUCGAAGCGACACUGCCGCCUCUUGUACCAUCAUGGGACACCUCGUAGACGUUUUCUCACCCGUCCCUUCGCUCCAACCAUCCGGUGUUAAACCCGCGCGGAAGGGCAAGGGACAGACUAGCGGGUCGUUCCCCAAUACGACCCCCUUAUAUAAGGUCAUAGAUGGUUUCUUAUACCUCAAAGAUGGCUUAACACAUAAAGAAAGAGCGGAAUGGAGACGGGUGGAAGAGCGGAAACAAAUUCUAUCGGCGCGGUUACAGGGUGCUGAAUCUUAUAGUGAAUGGGAGGCAGCAGCGCAAGAACUAGAUGUCCUCGAAGGUAAUGAAGAAUGGAAGGCCGAUGUUUCAACUGGGGACUAUAACCCCGAUCUUCUAGAAAUGCGCCUACGAGAACUCGAUAAUGCCCGCACUAAUCGUGAUAUAAAAUCCAUGAUGCAUAUCGUCAGAACAUCCCUCUCGCGCGAUCUGGGCGGCAUGGGCAAUAUUGACCUAUACCGUCACUCCUACUGUGGCACUAAGAAGUUGGUUUCGCGAUACGUCGAUUCUGCCUUGCAAACUAUUACAGCUCUGGUAGAGCAGAGUGCGUAUCGCCGAGCGGACGACCCGGGUCCGAAGGAUCUGCUGGACGCGGUACUUUACGCGCGCCAAAGCUUUGGACGGAGCGCCCUCCUACUUAGCGGCGGUGGCACUUUCGGUAUGACGCAUAUUGGCGUCUUGAAAGCCAUGUAUGAGACAAAAUUGCUUCCGCGUAUUAUCUCAGGCGCGUCGGCGGGUUCAAUUGUCUGCUCUGUGGUUUGUUCAAGGACAGACGACGAGAUUCCCCAACUGUUAGUAGAGUUCCCGUAUGGUGAUCUAGCCGUAUUCGAAGAGGAGGGUAACGAAGAAGGUCUCUUGGGUCACCUACGAAGACUGCUUACCGAGGGGAAUUGGUCCGAUAUCAAGCAUCUAACACGCGUAAUGCGCAACUUACUUGGCGACAUCACUUUUCAGGAAGCGUAUAAUCGUACAAGGAGGAUAUGCAACAUCUGUGUCUCAUCAGCAUCUAUUUACGAGCUACCACGGUUAUUGAACUACGUCACGGCACCUAACGUGAUGAUAUGGUCUGCUGUCGCAGCAUCAUGCUCAGUGCCAUUCGUUUUCAGUGCUGCGCCGUUGUUAGUCAAGAACCCUUUAACAGGCGAACACAGUACGUGGAAUCCUACUCCACAGAUGUGGAUUGAUGGCUCUGUCGAUAAUGACCUCCCUAUGACGAGACUUGCUGAAAUGUUCAACGUCAACCAUUUCAUUGUGUCGCAGGUCAAUCCGCAUGUUGUUCCUUUCCUUACCAAGGACGAGGGGCCGGCGAGUGCACGUUACGAGACGAUCUUCAAGGAGGAAUCGGAUUGGAUGCACACAAUUACGACUCUAGCCAAGAGCGAAGCCUUGCAUCGAAUGCAGUUUAUGGCCGAAAUCGGUAUCUUCCCAACGCUCGUCAGCAAAUUGCGGUCUAUCCUAAGCCAGAAAUACUCGGGUGAUAUCAAUAUUCUCCCGGCCAUGGGCGUUUGGGACUUGCCUAAGGUGCUGAAGAAUCCGACGACCGAGUUCAUGCACCGCUCGUGCUUAUUAGGCGAACGUGCGACCUGGCCUAAAUUGGCUCGCAUCCGGGAUCGGUGCGCCAUCGAACUGGCUCUAGAUCGUGCAGUUCACGCAUUGCGGGCUCGUGUUGUAUUUAGCGAGAGCCAAGUUGACUUAAGAAGGAUGGCUACCGGAUCUCUAGCGAAUACGUACGGGGGGACAUAUGAGCAUCUAACACCGAGUUCUAACCAUAUCGGGUUCCCUUCUACGAAGGAGAAACUAAAGCAUAACCGGCGCCGGUCAAGUGGAAGUAAUUUACUCAAUCCGUAUCACCACGUCCAUACGAGUGAAAAUCCGUAUAAAAUAACGGAUGACGAAUCAGAUGAAGAGGAACGUCUUGAGAUGGCAUUGCGUUAUACUGGCCCGAAACCGAAAAUCAAGCUUAAGCGAUUUCCAAAAUACCACAUAUUCCAGACGGGGCCUAAAACUAGUCCCGUCUUAUCUUCCACCUCGGAUCCAGAUUGUUUUGAUUUCUCUCAGCCUAUAACCCCAACCGGAGCCAGAAACACCAAUGCGCCAAAUUCGAAAAAGUCCACGCUUUCGGCGAUGGUCACGGCAUCUCCCGAUGACGAUGUCUAUGAUCUAGCCGUUGCUGAAACGGCUUCCAUGACUUCACCACAGCAGAAUCCUCACCACGACGCUGAACUUGAAACUAGUGACUUGCACACCUCAGACGGUGACGUUGAUAGCCACACAGAUGAGGAUGUGAGGAUACAUCACAGUCGAGCCUUAAACACACCAUUCCGCAUAAAAACGUCUAUCAGUGACUACUUUAAUAUCAGCCAUGCGUAACUUUAAACCUCAACAUUAGGGAUGUGCAACUUGUCAACUAAGGCGGAGAUUACCAGAUGAAACAUAGGUUAUAACAACACACAAGGCUCGGUCGUAGCCUCUGGGGUCAUUCUGGUCUGUGGUAGAUAGGCAAUUAAUUAAGUUGCAAAGACUGGAGGGAGGAAAGCUGGAAUAGUGUGCUUAACAAUAUAUGUCACAAAACAUUAUACAAGACAAGUAUGCUUGUUAACCGACUAGACUACAUAGUAUUAUAGUAUUGUUGCGGGAAGUUAAUAACACCAUCCA
Molecule: messenger RNA, 3053 nt
Organism: Daldinia vernicosa
Lineage: Eukaryota; Fungi; Ascomycota; Sordariomycetes; Xylariales; Hypoxylaceae
Product: patatin-domain-containing protein
Exons: 1
Coding region: 396-2768 (790 amino acids)
Biological process (GO): lipid metabolic process
Molecular function (GO): triacylglycerol lipase activity
Source: RefSeq, a predicted model, not a curated record